This is a messenger RNA of Ricinus communis (castor bean), 1515 nucleotides long. RefSeq names its product palmitoyl-acyl carrier protein thioesterase, chloroplastic. The transcript has 6 exons. The record is from RefSeq and is a predicted model, not a curated record. Lineage: Eukaryota; Viridiplantae; Streptophyta; Magnoliopsida; Malpighiales; Euphorbiaceae. Gene Ontology annotation, molecular function: acyl carrier activity; fatty acyl-[ACP] hydrolase activity. Gene Ontology annotation, biological process: fatty acid biosynthetic process. Bases 162 to 1349 code for a protein of 395 amino acids.
AUCUUCCUGUUAUAUGUUCUUUGUAAAUUAAGUAGUUAAUUAGACCAACUAAUUUGGAAGAAGUUAUUUCCUAAUACAGAAAGCAACCUCAUUUAAUUGACAAGCUUGAAAUAUUCUAGCAUUCUUUAUAUGUUUGGUAUUUAGUGAACGAUCAACUAUCGAUGACAUCAAUGGCUUCAAAGGGUAGCAUUAGAUUAUACUUCCCUUGUGAUUUUCGCAAUACGUUACAGAAAAAGAACAUGAAAAUGGACAUGGUCAUGGCCAGGUCAGGAUUUUCUUAUUCCCUUAAUCCAAUUGCACCAAAAAUUCCAAGAUUUUAUGUGGUGGCAAAUGCUAGCAAUCCUCAAAGGGUGGACACAAUCAAUGGGAAAAAGGUGAACGGAAUACAUGUAGCAGAGAGUAGUAAUUCAUAUGCAGAUCAGAAUAAGAUGAAUGCUACUGCAGGUUUAGUGCUAGAUGGUAAUGUGGAUCAUCAACCUCUUCACAAAUGGUUGCUUGGAAGAUUUGUUGAUGAAAGGUUGGUCUACAGUCAGACCUUCAUUAUUAGGUCUUAUGAGAUUGGUCCUGACAAAACUGCCACCAUGGAGACAUUGAUGAAUCUCCUUCAGGAGACUGCACUUAACCAUGUCACAAGCUCGGGUCUUGCCGGAGAUGGCUUUGGCGCUACUAGAGAGAUGAGCCUCAGGAAGCUCAUAUGGGUUGUCACUCGCAUACAUAUUCAAGUUCAAAGAUAUAGCUGCUGGGGAGAUGUGGUUGAGAUUGAUACUUGGGUUGAUGGAGCAGGGAAGAAUGGAAUGCGCAGGGAUUGGAUAAUUCGAGAUUAUAAUACUAAAGAAAUCAUAACACGAGCAACAAGCACAUGGGUGAUAAUGAACAGAGAAACACGAAAACUGUCGAAAAUGCCAGAACAAGUCAGGCAAGAGUUGGUACCAUUCUACACAAAUAGGAUUGCAAUAGCUAAGGAGAACAAUGAUGUUGAGAAAAUCGAUAAGCUUACUGAUGAAACUGCGGAGAGAAUUCGAUCUGGUCUUGCUCCAAGAUGGAGUGACAUGGAUGCCAAUCAACAUGUAAAUAAUGUAAAAUACAUUGGAUGGAUCUUGGAGAGUGUGCCAAUAAAUGUCCUGGAAGAUUACAAUCUGACAAGCAUGACCCUGGAGUAUAGACGAGAGUGCAGACAAUCAAAUCUGCUGGAAUCCUUAACAAGCACAACCGAGCAUUCAAAUAAUAAUUCCUGCAACCGCAAAGCACACUUGGAGUAUACGCACUUGCUUCGGAUGCAAGCUGACAAGGCAGAGAUCGUCAGAGCGAGAACAGAAUGGCAAUCCAAAUCCAACAGAAAAACCAUCUAAUUCGAUCCAUCUUUCCUGUGUGAUUCUAUUGCUUCUAUAAAUUUGUUUUUGGGUUAGAAUUGAUGGGCUAUGCGCAUUUUUGCAUGCACAUGUAUAUCAGCUGUAUUAAUGUAUGACACAGUUAGAGACCAAAAAUCAUAUAUGAAAAGACCUCUUCUUUUGUUUU